AUGAACGGCUUAGCUAUCAGCCCCUUCAUAGCAGCCUUGCCCAAGGUGGAACUCCAUGUUCACAUUGAGGGAACACUCACGCCAGCUCUCCGAUGGGAACUAGCGCAUCGAAACAAUAUCACUCUACCAUAUGCGACAUUCGAAGACCUCAAGGCUUCCUAUGCAGUGACAUUGAAUCAUCGGCCCGAGCUAAAUGGUUGUCAACCCGGUAUUCCAACCUUUCUCGAGGCGUAUUUUGCAGGAUGUGAAGUCCUUCGCACAGAGCAGGACUUUUAUGAUCUAGCAAUGGCAUAUCUUCGUCGCUGUGCAGAGAUGAAUGUGCGUUACGCUGAACCGUUCUUCGAUAUUCAAGCACAUACCCGUCGAGGCGUUGCAGCGACCGCGGUUCUAGACGGGUAUCUGCGCGCGCAACACGAUGCAGCAAGGCAAUUUGGUGUGCGCUCGCGCUGGAUUUUGUGUUUCCUCCGUGACGAGCCUGUUAAAAAAGGGCUGGCUGCAUAUGUCGAAGCAAGGCCUUGGGCCGCUGGUACCGUCGAGGGAGGCAAGGGGCUUUUCCAUGCCGUUGGUCUCGCCAGCAAUGCCUACGAACGACCUCCCAUGUUGUUCGAAGAGGGCUAUGCCCUUGCAAAAGCGGAUGGCCUGCAUGUCACAAUGCAUUGUGAUUUUGGACAAAAGGACACGCAUGACCAUAUGCAUGAAGCCAUCUUUCAGGUGUGCGAUGGCCGGGGCUCAGAGCGCAUUGAUCAUGGGCUUGAUGCCGAGGACAAAGAGGAGUUAUGGCAAGGUCUGGUUGAUAGGAAGAUUGGUUUGACUUUGUGUCCUCAUGCGUAUCACCGGAGAACGGCGACAGAUGUUCUGUUUCCCAAGAUUCGACGAUUGCGCGACAGAGGAGUGAAGAUUUGUAUCAACAGUGACGAUCCAACUUUGAUGCAUGAUGUUUGGAUUGAUGGGAAUAUGCAGAAAGUGUACACAUACUGCAAGUUUAGUAAAGCUGAAAUGGUGCAGUUAGCAAGGAAUGCGGUGGAUAUGUGUUGGGCCGAGGGGAAUGUGAAGAGCGCUAUCUAUAAAGAACUAGAUGGGAUGGAUGUCCUCGAAUAG
Molecule: messenger RNA, 1098 nt
Organism: Penicillium cataractarum
Lineage: Eukaryota; Fungi; Ascomycota; Eurotiomycetes; Eurotiales; Aspergillaceae
Product: adenosine deaminase family protein
Exons: 1
Coding region: 1-1098 (365 amino acids)
Biological process (GO): adenine catabolic process; hypoxanthine salvage
Cellular component (GO): cytosol
Molecular function (GO): adenine deaminase activity
Source: RefSeq, a predicted model, not a curated record